AUUUAGCUGCUCUUCUGACAGGUGACCCCAACUCCCAAGCUCCAUAUUAUUAUUCUAUAUUCUCCCUAUUUGCCAGUGUACCCACUAAGCUUUUACCCUCCUUCCUUCACUUGUCGCUUCGCUCUGCCCGCAUGCCCACUAUCUUCUCUCCCACUUAUCUGACCACGCUGCGACCCACAUAAACAAAAAGAAGAAAAAAAAGUGGCUUCCAUCAAUACAGCAAAGAAUACAAACCUAGGAGGAGGAUUAUGGAGAGCUUACCCAAUGGAAAUACCAUUAAUCCCAUCCCUAUGCAAACCAUGUUCAUGCAGCAGCAGCAGCAGCACAACCAGCACCAGCAACAAGGCUUACCCUUCAAUGAAAGCGUCCAAUUUGAGCCCCAUGAUUUCAUGCCCCGCAACACCUUCACCCAUUCUGAUCUGCUGAACCAGGGAAACCAUGCCUAUGACCACGCCCAUGGCCAAUGCUCUUCUUCUUCCUUCAUCUCACCCACAUCUGCUUACAUCCAUGCAAACUUUGCAGGAUCAUGUUCCAGAUCGAUUAUGCCAGACAUGACACCUCCUCAAGCCUCCCAAUCCUUCGAAGAUGACUUCCAUUCCACUGCGCCCAACACAACCGCAGAUGCUAACACUGACCCCAAAAACGUGCAGAGUGUAUGGUCAUCGCCGGGCAAAGUGAAGCCGAAGACAAGGAGAAAACUGAGGGAGCCCAGGUUCUGCUUUCAAACCAGAAGCGAUGUCGAUGUUUUAGAUGACGGAUACAAAUGGAGAAAAUACGGACAGAAAAUUGUCAAGAACAGCCUUCAUCCAAGUGCAAAAGAUCGUAAACAUCUUAUACAAAUCACCUUUGCGCUGUACCUGCAAAAAUGA
This is a messenger RNA of Cryptomeria japonica (Japanese cedar), 869 nucleotides long. Its product is annotated as probable WRKY transcription factor 12. Lineage: Eukaryota; Viridiplantae; Streptophyta; Pinopsida; Cupressales; Cupressaceae. The transcript has 3 exons. Gene Ontology annotation, biological process: regulation of DNA-templated transcription. Bases 249 to 869 code for a protein of 206 amino acids. The record is from RefSeq and is a predicted model, not a curated record. Gene Ontology annotation, molecular function: sequence-specific DNA binding; DNA-binding transcription factor activity.